Molecule: messenger RNA, 1235 nt
Organism: Taeniopygia guttata (zebra finch)
Lineage: Eukaryota; Metazoa; Chordata; Aves; Passeriformes; Estrildidae
Product: acrosin-like
Biological process (GO): proteolysis; acrosome reaction
Molecular function (GO): serine-type endopeptidase activity
Source: RefSeq, a predicted model, not a curated record
CAGUGCCCAGAACAUGGAACCCACCUCUCUGUGACAUCAGCCCCGGGGCCGAGGGCUCCACGGGCAGCGCGGCUGCUGCGGGCACUGCGGCUGUGGCUGUGCUGCUGCACGGAGCUCUCAGUGCUUGCAGCUGACACGUGCCUCUGGCAGCCAUGAAUUGGCUCGGCCUCCUCGUCCUGCUGACCCUGGCUGGGCUGGCACAGAGCAUCCAGUACACCUGCGGAGGGAGCUGUGGGCUCCGAGUUCCGCCACCUGUCAACAGCCCCAUGACUUAUUCCUACGGCGACGUGGCUUAUGACUACGGCAUGACACGCAUCGUGGGUGGCGCCAGUGCCGCGGAAGCAGAAUGGCCCUGGAUCGUCAGCAUCCAGCACCCCUGGGUACCAGGCCUGGGACACUGGUGUGGAGGGUCCCUCAUCACUGCAGAUUGGGUCCUCACAGCAGCCCACUGCUUCGACAAGUUUGAUAACAUCAGCCUGCUGUACGUAGUGAUUGGGGCCACGCAGUUGACUCAGCCAGGCCCUGGGGCACAAGUGCGCAGUGUCAAGAAGGUGGUGAUACACAGCGACUACAGGCGUAGCGACUACAGCUACGACAUUGCCCUGAUGCAAUUGGACCGUCCUGUCCUGUGCAGCUCCUACAUCCAGCUGGCCUGUUUGGCUGAGCCCACCCUAAGUGUCUCAGCCCUGCACAACUGCUGGAUUGCUGGCUGGGGUGUCACUAAGGCAAGAAAUCUAGAUUCAGCUGAUCGCCUUCAGCAGGCCAAGGUCCAUCUUAUCAAUGUCCAGCUCUGCAACAGCAGUGACUGGUACGCAGGGGAAGUCCAUCCCUACAACUUGUGUGCUGGAUACCCAGAGGGCAAGAUCGAUUCCUGCAAGGGUGACAGCGGUGGUCCUCUCAUGUGCCAGGACAACAAUGCUGAGUACUGGUGGGUCAUUGGACUAACCAGCUUUGGAACAGGCUGUGCCAGAGCAAGGCAGCCUGGAGUCUACAUCUCCAUUCAGCACUUCUAUGACUGGAUCGAUUACAACAUACGUAUAAACUCAAUUAAAAGUGCUCCUUGAGCAGCAGGAAAGGCAGGAUCCAGGGCAGGCUGCAGUGCACCACAACCAUUUCCUGCUGAUCCAAAGGCAGCCUCAGGGUCAAAACCCUGCUCUGUCCUGACCACACUCCUCUGUGCACACAGACACUGGAGUUGAUUUAGUUGUUGAAAUAAAGUUACCUUGGUUCACAGA